Papaver somniferum (opium poppy) is the source of this 1769-nucleotide messenger RNA. RefSeq names its product putative pectinesterase/pectinesterase inhibitor 22. Gene Ontology annotation, biological process: cell wall modification. The record is from RefSeq and is a predicted model, not a curated record. The transcript has 2 exons. The coding region runs from base 1 to 1635 and encodes 544 amino acids. Lineage: Eukaryota; Viridiplantae; Streptophyta; Magnoliopsida; Ranunculales; Papaveraceae. Gene Ontology annotation, molecular function: pectinesterase inhibitor activity; pectinesterase activity.
AUGGCAGUAGCUAAUUAUAUCCUUCUUAUUCUUCUUCUCCUUUCUUCAUUUGAAGAUCUUUCUACUGCUAAUUACGAAAAUGAAACCAUCGAUGCCAUGAUCAAACAAGUCUGCACUGACACCGUAAACACGGAAUCAUGCUACACGAAUUUCCAAUCCGAAUGUGCACGUAUGAGCCCAUCUAAAACUCCGACCUCGAUUCUAAAUGCAGCACUUAAGGCAACAAUAUACGAAGCACAACGAGCCAUUACGCUGGUAACGAAAUUCACUGAUUUAUCCACAAACCCACGCGAGCAAAUUGCAGUCGAAGAUUGCGUCGAGCUUCUUGAUUACUCCGUCGACGAAUUAGGAUGGUCAAUGCAGGAAAUGGAGAAAAUCCGGAACAGUUCGAUCGCAACACACCACGAAGGAAACCUAAAAGCGUGGCUAAGUGCUGCCUUGAGUAAUCAAGAUACGUGUUUAGAAGGCUUUGAAGGCACAACAGGCCAUAUAGAGAGGUACAUUAGAGGAAGUUUAAAACAGGUGACGCAACUAAUUAGCAACGUUUUAUCCAUGUACAAUACGUUACAUAGUGUUCCAGCUAAACCACAUGUAAAUAGAACGACUACUCAUGAUCGUCCUACUUGGAACCGCCACAAUCUGGAUCCAGAUUUUCCUCCAUGGGUUUCAGACAGAGACCGUGAAUCCGUAGCUGCACAUACUCAGAGUAUGAAUGCGGAUGCAGUCGUGGCGUUGGAUGGCAGCGGGCAAUUUCAAUCAAUCAUGGAAGCAGUGAACCAAGCUCCUAAUUACAGCGAGAAAAGGUACGUGAUAUAUGUGAAAAAGGGAGUGUAUAACGAGAAUGUGGAACUGAAAAAGAAGAAGACAAAUAUCAUGUUGGUAGGGGAUGGAAUGGGAGUCACAGUUAUAUCGGCUAACCGUAAUUUCUUGCAAGGGUGGACUACUUUCAGAACAGCAACAUUUGCUGUUUCGGGAAAGGGGUUCAUAGCAAGAGACUUAACAUUCCGGAACACGGCAGGUCCACAAAACCGUCAAGCCGUGGCCCUAAGAGUCGACUCGGAUCAAUCAGCAUUUUUCCAAUGCAGCAUUGAAGGUUACCAAGACACCUUGUACGCUCAUUCCCUCCGUCAAUUCUAUCGCGAAUGCAGUAUUUACGGAACCAUAGAUUUCAUCUUUGGCAAUGGAGCUGCCGUACUCCAAGGCUGCAAGAUUUUCACUAGACAACCAUUACCACACCAAAAGGUCACAAUAACAGCCCAAGGCCGAAAAGAUCCGAACCAAAGCACCGGGUUUUCAAUACAACGCAGCUACAUUUACGCAACAGAACCAACCUAUCUUGGCAGGCCGUGGAAACAAUUUUCAAGAACGGUUUACUUACAGACGUAUAUGAGUAAUCAAGUUCAACCCAGAGGAUGGCUUGAAUGGUAUGGAGAUUUCGCUUUGAACACGUUGUAUUAUGGAGAGUAUAUGAACUAUGGACCUGGUUCAUCGUUGUCUGGCCGGAUUAAAUGGCCUGGUUAUCAUGUUAUACACGAUGCUGUAACUGCUAAUAUCUUCACUGUUGGGCGAUUUAUUGAUGGCAAAGCUUGGUUACCAUCAACUGGUGUCAAGUUUCAAGUUGGUCUUACAACUUAAUUAAUAAACUCAUUCUUAAAGUUAGAUGUGUAUCGAUGUAGUAAUUAUUUCGCUAACAUUUACUACUCUAUAAAUAUUAAAGAUGACUAAGUCUUAUGGGCUAGAUUUGGCUACUAGAUUAGCCAAAAAGUGUU